Messenger RNA from Salvelinus sp. IW2-2015, 2134 nucleotides. It is a transcript of the gene mul2, whose product is annotated as mitochondrial E3 ubiquitin protein ligase 2. Gene Ontology annotation, biological process: organelle organization; protein ubiquitination. NCBI's taxonomy places the organism in Eukaryota, Metazoa, Chordata, Actinopteri, Salmoniformes, Salmonidae. The record is from RefSeq and is a predicted model, not a curated record. Gene Ontology annotation, molecular function: ubiquitin-protein transferase activity.
UACUGAUUGAUUAAGUUAAAUUUUACUUAUUGACCGUUGCAGAAGAGUGCACAAAUACUAUGGUCAUGUUAUGGUCUGACUUUUGCUGACAUAGACCACAUUUAUGACUAUUCAAAUAAGAUAUUUUAAAGGUCAAUGGCAGGUUUUCCAGCUAACUAAACGUUUGCUAACCAACUGUGUAAUGUUUAUUUCUGGCUCAAUGAGCCAGCCAUCAACUUUAAUUUGUCUUUUUAUUAUUUAUAAGUAGCUAGCUAURUUAGAUACCAUAAUGUCAAUGUUCAACGAGAUAUUUCGUUACAUGUAGAUCUGUGUCGGCUAAUGUUACAUCAGAGAAAUGGCUUUACUGGUUCAUAUGUAUUUAAACUACCGGUUGUUCUAAUUAGCUAGCUUGGCCCAAAAUAACAUYUUCAACUCUAUAAUUGUAUUAGCUAAUCACCUAAGUCAGCAAUUGGUAUUUGAACUCAAACACUGUCAUCAAAUGCCACCUACCGAUUUUGUAAAUCAUCAAUGAAAUAAAACAAUUUUCAACUUUGUUAUGCUUGUGGGUGAAGGCAGUGAAUAUGUAAAUAGUCAUGAUUUAUCUGACUGAAUCAGUGUAAUACUGGAAUUGUUUGAGAUCAAGUUUCUUAGACUGUGAAGUUAGGUUAUAUAACCCAAUCAUAUGUGAAUAACCCAACAUUUUGUGACUCUUUGUAUUCUGAGUAGCKUAAUUCAGUUUACUGUCAAAGUGCUGAACAGAAAUAGCAACCAGCCUUGUGCCACUUUGAUGUCAUACAUAAAAUUAUAGACAUUUUCAAGCAUUUCACGGAAAAUCUCAAAGAGAAUCCGGCAGCUGCGGAUUUAAUUGCAGCUUGUCAGAGUGAUGCGUGGGCAUCUUGCAUUCAUGCUAAAGAACCUCCUUCAUAUUACAUCACAUGUUUGGCAGUCUGUUUCUGUACUGUAGCCCUAUUACAAGGGAGGUGAGAAGAGACAGUGUGGAGAGUUUGUUGGGGGGGAUGGAGGAGUUUCCAGUGAGGACGGUGGAGGGGCUGUGUCUAGGCACCAGCUUGGCCAUAUCAGGCCUCUUCUUCUACAUCUACAGGAAAAAGAGGAAAUCGGUGGACAAGCUCAAUGAGGCACCCCACAUUAAUUUGGAUGGGAAACUGGCAGACCUUUUGAAUGUGACACCGGGAAAGUGUCUGCAGUAUGUUGUCAUCGAAGGGGCAGUGCAGCCUGUGGGGGAGCCUCUAAGGAGUCAGUACCAGGAAGGCAGCGUAGGGGUAGUGCAGAAACUCAUGCUGAGGGAACACAAGCUGGUGUGGAACAGCCUGGCCCACACCUGGAUGGACAGUGAGCGUGUGCUGCACCAGAGGGUGAAUACUGUGCCCUUCAGCCUGGUGGGGUCGGACCAGGCCAACGUGAGGGUGCUGUGUCCCCUGGAGGCCUCGGGGCUGGAGAUGGAGAUCAUCCAUGAGAAGUUUCACCAGGCCACCUACGGUUUCACCGACAUCGUCGGACAGUACCUCAGUGGAGAGAAGCCCAAAGGCCAGCUGGAGACUGAGGAAAUGCUCAAGGUUGGCGCUACUCUGACAGGUGUAGGCGAGCUCAUCCUGGACACGGACCGGGUGRUGAAGCUCCGCCCGCCCACCGACGGCUCGGAGUACUUCCUAAGCACAGCAGACUUUGAGACCCUGCGGCUGGAGCAGGAAGACCAGGCGGUGGUCUGGCGGGUCCUGGCCUCUGUGUUCGCCCUGGCCGGGGCCGCCGUCCUCCUCUGGGUGGGCUGCCGCUACUACCGCAGCCUGAUGGUCUGCUGGGAACAGGAACGUCUGAAGAGGGAGUUUGAGAGACUGGGGUCUGGGGCUACACAACAGGGGUCUAGGGAGCAGGAGACGCCCCUGGAGAAUGACUGUGUGAUCUGCCUGACCCAGCUCCGUAGCUGUGUGCUACUGGACUGUGGGCACGUGUGCUGCUGCUACAGCUGCUACCAGGCCCUGCCUCAGCCCAUCUGCCCCAUAUGCCGGCAGGCCAUCAACAGGGUGGUGCCCCUCUACCAGGCAUGAAGCCCAGCCAGGGAGAACAAAUCAAAAUCACAUUUUAUUUGUCUCAAACACAUGUUUAGCAGAUGUUAUUGCGGGUGUAGCGAAAUGCUUGU